CUGAUUGUGCUUUGGAGAUAAGUCGUGCCGCGUGCGCAACGGUAGUGACGCUUUUUGCCCGGAGUAUGGCGGAUACCGGCUUGCGCCGCGUGGUUCCUAGCGACCUUUAUCCCCUUGUGCUCGGCUUUCUGCGAGAUAACCAACUCUCGGAGGUGGCCAGUAAAUUUGCAAAAGCGACCGGCGCUACACAGCCAGACGCCAACGCCUCUUCCCUCUUGGACAUCUAUAGCUUCUGGCUCAACAGGUCCACCAAAGUCUCAAAGGCGAAAGUACAGUCAAAUGGACCAGUGGCCAAGAAGGCUAAGAAAGAGACUUCAUCCAGUGACAGCAGUGAGGACAGCAGUGAGGAAGAGGAGAAAGCCCGAGGACUUCCCACACAGAAGACUGCCACACCUGCCAAGCAAGCCAGUGUGCCUCAGCGUGCUGGGAAAGCAGCAGCCAAAGCUUCAGAGAGCAGCAGUAGUGAAGAGUCCAGUGACGAAGAGGAGGAAGAGGACAAAAAGAAGCCUGUACAGCAGAAAGCAGUGAAGCCCCAAGCCAAGGCAGUCAAACCUCCUCCUCCUCAGAAGAAGAAGAAGACCGAGAGCUCCGAGUCCGAGUCUGACUCCAGCUCCGAGGAUGAAGCGCCACAGGCUCAGAAGCCAAAGGCUGCUGUGGUGGCCAAAGCCCAGGCCAAAGCCCCAGCCAAGCCAGGUGUACCAGUGAAAGCACAGCCUAAAGCAGCAGCCAAUGGCAAAGCCGCUGGCAGCAGCAGCAGCAGCAGCAGCAGCAGCAGCAGCGAUGACUCAGAGGAAGAGAAGAAGGCAGCCGUGCCUCCCAAGAAGACUACACCUAAAAAGCAAGUUGUGGCCAAGGCACCAGUGAAAGUAGCGUCUACCCCUGCCCAGAAGAGUUCCAGCAGUGAAGACUCUUCCAGUGAAGAGGAAGAGGAACAGAAAAAACCCAUGAAGAAAAAAGCAGGUCCCUACAGUUCAGUUCCACCGCCUUCUGUUCCUUUACCAAAGAAAUCCUCUGGAGCCCAGUCUCCAAAGAAAGCUGCUGCACAGACACGGCCUGCAGACAGCAGUGAAGACAGUGAGGAUAGCAGCGAUGAGUCUGAUUCAAGUUCUGAGGAAGAGAAAAAAACUCCAGCUAAGACAGUUGUCUCAAAGAUGCCUGCCAAACCAGCUCCAGUGAAGAAGAAAGCAGAGAGCUCUUCAGACAGCUCAGAUUCUGACAGUUCUGAGGACGAAGCUCCUGCCAAGCCAGUCAGCACCACCAAGAAUCCCUCAAGCAAGCCAGCUGGCACUCCCAAGCCAUCUGCAGCAAAGGCAGUGGCAACUCCUAAGCAGCCUGCUGGCAGUGGCCAGAAGCCUCAGAGUAGGAAGGCUGACAGCAGCUCCAGCGAAGAGGAGAGCAGCUCCAGCGAGGAAGAGGCCACCAAGAAAAGUGUGACAACCCCCAAGGCCAAGGUGACCGCUAAAGCAGCACCUGCCAAAGCAGCACCCGCUAAAGCAGCACCUGCAAAACAGGCUCCUCAGGCUGGUGGGGACAGCAGCUCUGACUCAGACAGUUCCAGCAGUGAAGAAGAGGAGAAGACACCUAAGCCCCCAGCUAAGAAGGUAGCAAGCGGAGCAGUUCCCAAACCAGCCCCUGGGAAGAAAGCCGCAGCCGAGAGCAGCAGCAGCUCCUCCUCUGAGGAGUCCAGUGAAGAUGAGACGCCGCCCAAGGGCAAGGCUACUCCCAAAUCACAGGCGAGCAAGGCCAAUGGCACUCCAGCUUCUCAGAAUGGAAAAGCAGGCAAGGAGAGUGAGGAGGAAGAAGAGAAGACAACAGCAGCUGAGGCCAAGCCAGGCAAGAAACGGAAGCAGAGUGAGACUGCUGACGAAGCAACUCCUCAGGUUAAGAAAGUUAAGCUCCAGACUCCCAAUACGUUUCCAAAAAGGAAGAAGGCACAAAAAAGGGCAUCCUCCCCUUUCCGAAGGGUCAGGGAGGAGGAAAUUGAGGUGGACUCUCGAGUAGCAGACAAUUCCUUUGAUGCCAAGCGAGGUGCGGCUGGAGACUGGGGUGAGCGAGCCAAUCAGGUGCUGAAGUUCACCAAAGGCAAGUCCUUCCGGCACGAAAAGACGAAGAAGAAGCGAGGCAGCUACCGGGGAGGCUCCAUCUCAGUGCAGGUCAACUCCAUCAAGUUUGACAGCGAGUGACCCGUGCUCAUCUUUGGCAAGGGAGGGGUGGUGUUGAGAGGCUGGCACUCACCUCCAAUGGACCCAGAAACUCCAUGUUGUUGGGAGAGUUGUGGCCAGGACAGUUUGGAGCAGGUCCCGGGUGCUCCAGUGCACAGUCCUCACAUGCUCCUGCUUGCACAGGUUUGUUUUGAGCAUUGAUUGUCAAGGAGAAAAAGGACUUUUUUUUUUUUAAAGAAAUCCAUUUGGUUGUCAAUUGCCUUCCUGUUCUGUGGGUCUUCAUACUGAGAAAUUUGUAUAUUUUAUAUUAAAUCAUGUCAUAGAGAUUUUUGUUGUGAUUUUCAGAGAUGAGUUCCACAAAUUAAAGUCUUAGCUGUUGCCUAAGGCAAAGCAAAAUGUUUGUGGUAAUAAUUUUCCCACUGGAGGGUUCUAUUUAUGUGAGUGCACAGAUCGAUGUUUGAUCCCUCAAAGCCCUGGUGGGCACCGAUGCAAGUCUAGUGAUGUGUCUGCAGAGCAUCCCCUCUGCCCUUCUUCAUCCAUUGGGCCUGACACCGAAGCUCCCAGAAGCCAGUGGAUAUACCAACUUUGGGAGAUAGAAUUGCCGUUCUUGGUACAAUAUCCUACUAAUUGACAGGCAGGAUUCUCAAGUGUAUGAGUGCUGUGCAACUGUCUGUGUUUUGUUCUUGGUAGCUGUUACUGCUACAUGUUUAUAGUAUUUUUAGUUUUAAUUUCAAAGUAAGCUUUUCUGACAUUUAGAGGCAUUUGUAACAACUUGACUGUUGUAUAUUAAGUUCAUGAAUUUAUUUGAUUCUUUUUAACAUUAUCAAGAACAGAAUGGUAAGUUCCUGCAUGGUUGAGUCAAGGAAGUGGGAAUGACUAAUUAACCCCUCCCUAUGCUCAGUGUGAAGUAGGUGCAGUGGGUACAUCCUGGGCACCGGGAGCAGCAGGAGACAGUACAGUGAAGCGAGGCGGGAGGGGUCAGUCAUGAAGUUGGGCCAUGGGAGUAGUUGUGUCCUGUUAAGUUGGUCCACUGGACUCAUUAGGACCUGAACUAUGUUACUGACCCAGACUAGCCAGGGGCUGAGAGAAUUCCUGGGUGAUAGCGUGCUUGCUUAGCAUUCAGAGACCAAGUGUGCUCUCCAUCACAGCAGGGAGUGAAUGAACAGAGAGAUGCCUGGGCCAAGGCAGUAGAUUGUAAAGCCAUAGGUUGUGACCAUUGGCAGAGCUUGGCCAGAGGGAAGGGGAUGGGGGAAAGAGCACCCUGGCUGGCCUGGUGGGAAAAUGAAGGCGCCACAUGGUGCCUCCCUUGUUUGGUUUCCAUGGUCACCUGGUAACCUGCUAAAAGCUGGCUGGCUGUGGCAGCUCUUUGAGGAGGUCUGCAUGGUCAGAGCUCUGUGUCUUACUACAAAACAAUAAAAUGAAUGGUUCAUGAA
Molecule: messenger RNA, 3595 nt
Organism: Apodemus sylvaticus (European woodmouse)
Lineage: Eukaryota; Metazoa; Chordata; Mammalia; Rodentia; Muridae
Gene: Nolc1
Product: nucleolar and coiled-body phosphoprotein 1
Exons: 13
Coding region: 66-2183 (705 amino acids)
Cellular component (GO): nucleoplasm; nucleolus
Molecular function (GO): protein binding
Source: RefSeq, a predicted model, not a curated record